Molecule: messenger RNA, 5466 nt
Organism: Centropristis striata (black sea bass)
Lineage: Eukaryota; Metazoa; Chordata; Actinopteri; Perciformes; Serranidae
Product: desmoplakin-like
Exons: 2
Coding region: 251-5179 (1642 amino acids)
Biological process (GO): skin development; intermediate filament cytoskeleton organization; wound healing
Cellular component (GO): cytoplasm; intercalated disc; intermediate filament
Molecular function (GO): structural molecule activity
Source: RefSeq, a predicted model, not a curated record
GAUUUAAUAUGGCUGCAGCACUCUGGUAAGAAUUCAUUCAUGCAAGCUAUUCCACAAAUUCUAAAUCAACAUGAAACCGUGGAUGACUUGUUUUUUUGCAUUAUAGAGCAGGAAGGCUUUUGAGAGCGCAGAGAAUACGAAAAGGACAGAAAGUGUGGAGCUCCAAAAAGCUGCAGGGGAAGUAGAGCUUAGUCAACUUAAGCAACGUAUCCAAGAACAGGAGGCUCUACUGGGUGAAAGACAAGCACAGAUGGAAAAGUUGGAAGGAGAAGUAGUGACACAACAGAAGACAAUCGAUGAUCUAACCUUUCAGAAAUCACAGCUGGAGCAUGACGUUAAUCAGUACUGCACCAAGUUCGAAAUAGCGGUAAAAGACAAAGCUGCCAGUGAGCAGGAAUUAAAUCAUGCAAAGCAGUUAAUUGAGCAGUCAGAGGCCAAGGCGUCUUUGGCUCAGAAGAAACUAGAAGAGCUGUUAAAGAAAAUGAAUGAUGAACAAGAUGUUAAGAAACAGAGCCCCAAACUUCAGAGAAAGAUGGCGGAAGUUAUUGAGGAACAGGUGCAAAGUGAAGUCCAGGUUAAAGGAAAUGAUUUGGCUCAGCAGCCUUUGUCAUCUAGCAGUCAGCAGACAGUCGCCAGUGAGUCUGAGUCUCCUGCAAUCAGAGAGAGUGACAGCAUGAUGGCAGAUGCCCUGCAGCAGAAAGUAGAGGAACUAGUCCUGGUCCAGAAAAGAGCAGAAGUGGCUGAGGAGAAAGCCCAAAGCUAUAAAAAGCUGUUGGAUGACAGUAAUAACAGAGUGAAGAAACUGCAGAUGGACAUGGAAAUGGAAAGAAACAACAUGAGACAGAAAUUAGACGAUAUCCAGCAGGAAGCUCAGACCAUGAAGAAAUGCACCAAUGAACUCCAAGAGGAAAUAAGAUCUCUUGUAAGAACAAAGUCCUCAUUGGAACAAAGUGCUUUUUUCCAAAGCACUGAAAUCGAAGGUCUUAAAGAGCAAUUGAAGAUCACCCAAGGAGAGCUGCAAAAGAAAAGCACGAUCGAGCAGGAACACAUUCACAAGAUUAACAAUCUAGAGGAAGACGUAGGUUCCAAGCAGGCAGUGGUAGAUCAGCUGAAGUUUAAAUGCAGUGAGCUGACAAGGAUGAACGCAUCGUCUGACAGUGAUAUUAGAGGUCUUCAGAUCCAAGCAGAGUCACUUGAAAGAGACAGAUCAAUUUCUGAACAGAAGAUCGGGUCUUUAAAGAGUGAGAUAGAGAGCUGGAAACAGCAGCUUCAAACAGCUAGAGAUGAAAACAAUUUAAUGAAGAGAUCAGAGCAGGCGGGGCAGCUCAACGCUAAAAACCUUGAAGCAGAACUUCAAAAAAGUGAAUUGGUUGCAUCUCAGUUGCAGAAAAGGUUAGAUGAGUUGAAACAGAUCAAUACAGAGAUGGAAAAUAAUCUGAAGAAUGUAAAAGCUAAACUCGAUCAGGUGACGGUGGAAAUCGACAGCAAGGAUCAGCAAAUAAAAAUCUUUAAGUCUCAGGCGGAGGGCACCAAAUCACAGGUUAGAAUUAUUGAGGAGGAGCUAAAUAAGAAAUCUCAGACUUCCUAUGAGCUUCAAAUGAAGAUACAGGAUUACAGCGAGGAGGUCAGGAAAUUGACUGAACUGCAGCAGACGAUCACUGCACUCAAUUCAAAAAUUGCCAAUUAUGAGAAAGAAAUAACAAGUCUGAAAUCAGAGCUGAAGUCAAUGUUUGCUGAGAAGAAUUCCGCAAAUCAAAAGAUCCAAAUGCAGAGUGCUGAAAUUAAUGAGCUGAAUGUAUUGUUAAAGAAAAGAAAUGCAGAGCUGCAAAAAGAAUCUGUAGAAAGUCAGAGACAUCUCAGUAAGGCCAAGGCAUUAGAAGAUGACCUUUUCAAACAUAAGGACAAUAUUAAAGGGUUAACUAGCAGCUCAGAGAAAGUGACAGAAAAGCUAAAACUGGAGAUGUGUGCUCUUCAGAACGACAAGAGAGCAACAGACAGGAAGGUAGAGAGCCUGAAUGUUAAACUCUCAGAGCUUAACUCCUCCCUACAAAGAGCUAAAGAUGAGCUGUUGAAAGAGACGAGAGACAGAAAACUCAAAGAAUCUAAAAUAUUGCAGAUGGAGGCUGAGCUGCAGAGAAAUAAAGCAACAAUGAAAGAAAUCACGUCGAGUUCUGACAAAUCCAGAUCAAAUUUACAACACGAAAAUAUUAUCAACAAGAGGGAGAAAGCUGAGGCGAUAGAGAAAAGCAUUUCAAUGGAAUCUGAAGUCAGAAUACUGAAAGAAAAGCUGCAGCACAGUCAGAAAGAAGCUGAACAAAAGCAAAAAGAAAACGGUGUCCUUCAGCAGAGGGCCAAGCAAAUGGAAGAGCAACUUGAGAAGUGCAAGAAAAUGCUAGAGGAGUUGAAAAGUAAACUAGAACUACAGAAGGAGGGCUAUGAGAAGCAGCUAUUGAUAGUUCAGACUGAAAUAGAGAAAAAACUUAUUUUGCUUAAAUCUGAAAUGUCAAGUGACAGUGGACCAAAACAAUCACAUAGCGCCGAAUUAGCAGAGAUGCUGAACAAGUAUUUCAAACAAGAUGUCAAACAGAUAAAAACAGUGCAUCAAACCAUCGUGGAGACGACGCAACAAUCGGACCAACAGCUGCAACUGCAGGUCACAAUAGACAAAUUGCAGCAAGAAAAAACGAAGCUCGGACAGGACCUCUCAAAGGCAAAGUCCCAAAUUUCCCAGCUUGAGGAUGACAGACUUAGACUCAACACAAAAGUAAGCGCCUUACAAAGCUUUUGCAAUGAACAAUCAAAGGAGUCAGCUAAGCACUCAGACAGCGAGUGGAAACUGACAGUAAAGGAAAAAGAAGCGAGAUCUCUUCGGGAUCAAAUCGAGUCGUAUGUCAAAGAGGUGAAAACUCUUCAGGAAAAGCUUCUGACGCUCGGGGUCAGGAUGAAGACUGAAAACGAGAGGGCAAACACAAAGGAGGUCAUAGAAACCACUCGUCACUAUGUGAAAGACAACGAGGCCGCGAAGACGGAACAUACAGUGAAGCAGAAGAUGACAUCAUUGUAUGAAAAAUACAACCUGGAGGACGAGAUUCUCAAAAUGAAAGUUUCCUCAGAGAUGGCAACGAAGGAGAAAGACAAUAUUCUUGACGGACUGAAACAAGUCAAACAAGAAAAAAUGGAAGUCAGUCACACCCAAAGCCUUCAUGAUUCACCAACAAAGAUUACGUCAAUUUACCAAACUCCCACUCUCAUACAAAAAGAUGUGCAAAGUGUGACCUAUAAGAGCCCGAUCAAACCUGAUGAGCCCAUGUCUGUGACAACACAUGGAUACAUGGCUCUGUGUGGACUGACGGACCAAAAGCCAAGUGAAUCAAAAAGCAUCACCAGGACAAGAACGUAUCAUAUCAAAGAAAUAUGCGAAACUGUAAACGCAUCAGACGGAGAUGGAAAACUGAGUGCGAUGUAUUCAACUUCCCAGAAGCUCCCAGAACUCAAAGGCAACACAUGUAUCCAAAACCUAGUCAAGUUUAAGCUUUUGGAUGAAGAGGUUUGGCGGAAGUACGAGAUGGGUCUCAUCACGAUGGAAGAGGUGCAAGCAGCGGUUGCUCAGUUCACUGGCAAACCAACUACUAUUGCUGGGGUUUAUGUGGAGUCGAGUAAGAAAAAGAUAUCUUUUCUUGAAGCUGCAGAGAAGGGCUUCUUAGCCAAGACUUAUGCUCUUGAGUUCCUGGAGGCUCAGGCUGCAACAGGAAGUCUCACCGAUCUGUCCACAGGGCAAACACACACAGUCGCUGAGGCUCUGGAGAGAGGUAUAAUAGAGACUGGCCUGAAAGAUAAACUGACGGAGGCUGAGAAAGCUGUUACUGGCUACAUUCAUAAGGGCAAAAAGCUGUCUCUGUUCCAGGCAAUGGAGGAAAGGGUUCUCGAUAAGUACAGAGGCAGGAAGAUUCUUGAGGUCCAGGUGGCCACUGGGGGGCUGAUCAACCCAGAGAUUGGUGUCAGGGUGCCGGCUGACAUUGCUGUUGAUCAGGGUCUUUUGAACAAGGAGAUUCUACAGAGUCUGCACGAUCCAGUCAGUAACCCCAAAGGUUUCCACAAUCCCGACACCGGGCAAAAAGCAUACUACGCCGAUAUACUGAAGACGUGCCUUUAUGACAUCGACGGUGGUUUGUUUCUCUUCCCAUUCGGUGAGAAAAAUUUAACAAACACCUCUCCCACGAGUUCUCAUAGAGUGUCUGUCAUCAGCAGCAGCUGUGGCGUGGAAAUGUCAGCGUAUGAAGCCUUCAAGGGGAGGUACAUCGACAAGAGGACGUAUCUGUUUCUGUCGAAACAGGAAAGUGAAUGGCAGGAAAAGACAAAAGAAGACGCCAAUGGAACCACGCUUCACGUCAUCACUGACGUCAAAAGCGGCCGACAGCUUUGUCUCGAAUCCGCUCUGAGUCAGAGGUUUCUUGAAAUAUCUGAGCUUGAAAGCUAUGGCAGUGGGCUUCUUAGCAUCUGUGAGAUUGCAGACAUCAUAUUUUCAAGAAUGGUGGUUGUGGAGGAUGUUAACAGCCCCAUCGCUGGUCUCUGGGACGUCAGUCGGAGGAAGAGGCUGUCAGUUCUUCAGGGUUUUCAACAAGGCUUCACUGACAGAAUCACUGCAUUAAGGCUGCUGGAGGCCCAAGCCUGUACCGGAGGCAUUUGCGACCCCUCUUCUGGGGAGAAAGUUUCUCUCUCGGAGGCUCUAAAAAGAGGUCUUUUAGACGAGGCAUCAAAUCAGCAGCUCCAGCUGUUUGAGCAGGCAUUUAAUGGCAUUGUUCACCCCAAGACCUCAAAGACUUUGUCCGUCUCUCAGGCCAUCCAAGAAAAUCUCCUCCCCAAGGAUGCUGGUUUCCGCUGUAUUGAAUUCCAGCUCCUGACUGGAGGAUUGAUAAACCCCGACACUCAUGACAGAGCCUCCCUCGAGGAAGUCAUUCAGAGCGGCCUUGUUGACAAAGCUACAGCGUCUGCUCUCAAAGAUGAGAAAUUCCACACCAAAAGCCUCACCUGUCCGAAGACCAAGAGGAGAAUCACGUUCAGGGAGGCGCUUGAAAGAAGUGUGUACGACUGCCACACGGGAUUACGGUUACUGGAGGCCACAAAGAUUCUUGGCUUUGGAGCCAAAUCAACAUUUCAUUAUGUUUGGGCAUAUAAAUAAAUAUAUGCUUGCUCAUGGCAUAAAAGCUAAACUUGCAAAUAGUAUUUCCUUUGUUCUGGAUGUAAAGUUACCUUGACUUCACAGCUAAAUGUCUUUUUUUUUGGUUUAUACACAUUUUAUACAGUGGUUGAAACAACUAACAAUAGUUCCUGAGCUUUGGUGUUUUUUAGUCUGAUUAUUAAUCUAUUUUGGCAAUUCCUCUCCUUUUUAGGAUUCCGCCCUCGGGUGUUUUUGUUUAUUUCUUUCUAACAAAGUUAACAAUCUUGUCAAAAACCCAUCUGUUUCAA